AUGAAGCGGCGUGGUCGGACAGAAAUAGAAAAGCAGCACGAAAAUCAUUUAGUCGUGGCCAACGUGUAUCUAAUCCCCCCAGUUUCGAGCAUUGUUUCUCUAUCUUAAUUCGGUGUGCAAAUAAAAUGACGCGCGUCCCGAUAAGAUCUUCCUUGAAAAGUCGAGAUUCGAGUUCGUCGAUGACCGAUCCGGAUCUCAGGGAACGAAUAAAGGAUUAUUGCCGAAAAUUUGUCGCCUUCAUGUGCACUCAGGUUGGCGUCGGUGGACUAGUGGUUGGUUACGCCAUAAUAGGUGCUUUCGGUUUUAUGAUGAUAGAGUCUCAGAGCCAAAUCCCAUCGACAGUCUGCAUUCGAGAACUAAUUAGGAAACAAUUCGCCGAAGAGCUGUGGCUCAGUACUGCCAGCAAUCGAACUAUAAAUAUCUUCGAUAAAACGACAUUUCACACGGUGUCUAACCGAAUUCUGCGUCGUUACCAAGACAACUUCACCGGCGACUACAGGAAAGAGAACUGUAGUGGCUUAACGGCAACUGAUCUGUGGUCCUUCCCAGCAGCCAUGAUGUUCUGCCUUUCUGUGUUCACGAUGAUCGGUUAUGGGACUCUGGUGCCUCAAACUCCCUGGGGAAAGGCGGUUACAGUUAUUUACGCCGUGUUAGGAAUUCCUCUUUACGUUCUGUAUUUCCUUAACAUGGGCAAGGUAUUAGCGCAAACGUUUCGCUCGCUGUACACGUGGCUGCACGAGUGCACCGGCAAACGAAAGCCUGGCCAGAGGAUCACGGUGCCGUCGACAGCCUGCCUCUGGGUAAUAUUCGGAUACGUGUUAAGUGGUUCGAUAAUGUUCGCCGAAUGGGAAGGCUGGAAUUAUUUGGAUAGCGCUUAUUUUUGCGUAACGUCGCUGUGCAAAAUUGGAAUGGGCGAUCUCGUACCUGGCUGGACACACGGCGAUCUAACCGCCGAUAGCCAAACCAAAUUGAUAAUAAAUUUUGUUUACUUGUUGCUCGGUAUGGGACUGAUCGCUAUGUGUUAUGACUUGAUGAAAGAGGAUGUUUACGUGAAAGCUCGGGAAAUGAAAGAACAGUUUCUGGAGAUUGUUGAUGCCACUCACUACCAGCUCGAAAUGUGCUGCAAAUCAGAAGUACUGAAUUAAUUCUAACCAACACUUUCGUUAAAUAAUCGUUAAACAAUUAAGCACGAACGUCUUUCAGAAAGGUAAUUGUAACGAGACGUAUAUUUAGAUAUAGGUAUGUUGUAAAAUUCUAUGUACGUGUAUUAAAUAUAAACUAAACAUUCAUAUAUCGGACGUAAACUUAUAAGAUUUUGCAUUAAGACGUUCAUUUUUCUUUCUUUAUUUAAUUCUCGAAUAAUGUUAUUCUGUAACAAAUAUAAAUUACGAGUUUUAGAAAUUAACCUAAUUGUAAUAUGUAAAUUUAGUUUACUUUAAUAUUUAUAAGCAGUCUUACAACUUUACCCAAACUUUUGUCAACCUUUGUCCCCUUUUUAUACUUGUACGUGACGAUAGUAAUAAUAAUCGAAACCGAAAUAAUAAUCUGCUCCAUCUAGAUUACAUCUCUUUUUAUCUGUAAAUAUAAUUUCAAUUCUCUUUCCACUGUACAUCGUUUUACAAAAUCUGACCGAUACUCCUUAUGUCUUAUUAUCAACGCAGGCUUCUCUUUCAAUUCUAAUUAAUCGAUAUUCUUACAAGUUUGGAGGGUACAACAGAUACUUGUAGGAUUCCUGGAACAUGAAAGCGUCAAGACUAUAAUCUCUAGGAUAAGUUUCAAUUCUACUUUUCUCUGCAAUUUACAUAAUACGAUAUACGAGAUUGGUAGUACACAAAAUUGGAAUAAACUCAGUACUUUAAAUAUUCUCUAUUAUCGUCAAUGGUUGUCUUCUAUCUUGCGGGCAGUAUAGCAGUAUAGAAAAAUAGCUUUAAUACAAUAAAGUCUUCAAUGUAUGUAUUUUCGUGCAUCACCGAGUGUAUUUAGAUGUUAAUCAGUAAAAUGGUGUUGCAACGAUCUAAACAAACAAUAAUAUCAUUUGGUGCUACGUCUGCAGAGUAUGUGCAGAGUAAAAAUGUGCAAUUCAAGUUAAAAAUUAGAGAUUGGAAUAUGGAAAUGAUAAAACACACACACACACGCGCACACGCACACGCACACACACACGCACACACACACACACACACACACACACAGAGAUACACGCAUAAAUGUAUAGAUGUAUAUGAUAAUUAUAAAAUUUGCAGCCUUCUCACAAACGUAAAUCAUUUCUUUAAUAAAUGUUUCUAUUAUAUUAAGACUGAACAGUUCUAUCUAUUUACUUACUUACAAUUACUUGAUCCAAUAAUUCUUGAAAUAAAAGGAGUUUUUCAUAAAAUGAUUGUGUUUUAUAAAAAAAGAAAAA
Bombus pascuorum is the source of this 2398-nucleotide messenger RNA. Its product is annotated as two pore potassium channel protein sup-9. Gene Ontology annotation, molecular function: potassium ion leak channel activity. The record is from RefSeq and is a predicted model, not a curated record. Gene Ontology annotation, biological process: potassium ion transmembrane transport; stabilization of membrane potential. The transcript has a single exon. Lineage: Eukaryota; Metazoa; Arthropoda; Insecta; Hymenoptera; Apidae. Gene Ontology annotation, cellular component: membrane. Bases 126 to 1145 code for a protein of 339 amino acids.